Molecule: messenger RNA, 1754 nt
Organism: Uloborus diversus
Lineage: Eukaryota; Metazoa; Arthropoda; Arachnida; Araneae; Uloboridae
Product: galactosylgalactosylxylosylprotein 3-beta-glucuronosyltransferase 3-like
Exons: 8
Coding region: 696-1535 (279 amino acids)
Biological process (GO): chondroitin sulfate proteoglycan biosynthetic process; carbohydrate metabolic process
Cellular component (GO): Golgi membrane
Molecular function (GO): galactosylgalactosylxylosylprotein 3-beta-glucuronosyltransferase activity
Source: RefSeq, a predicted model, not a curated record
UUGAAGAAAAUUUGAAGUUUUUGUGGAGCGGGUAUUGUUAAACGUUAUGGAGCUUUCUAUCCUUGUAUUGCGCUGGUUUCGACUAAAAAUUUUAGGAAGACUCACCAACUAUUCUUAAAGUUUUUAAAAUUUGUAUAAUCAUGAUAUUAAUAUUAUAAACAUUGAACUUCAGUAAGAGCAAGUAAUGAAUCGCGCACUCCUCCUUUCCAUUAAAUAUAAUAAAUGAUAUUUUCCUUUCUUACAUUUUAUGAUUUUGUUAAAAUUUUAGAGAAAAUGGCAUGGUUGAAAUUCAUCAGCAAAUUAAUUAAAUUGCCAUCAUUAAAAUGAGAUGAAAAAGGCAGUGUUUCGUUACUAAUGGGAGCGAAGUGACGUCGGUAUUAUAGAAAGAGCAGUUUUGGCUAAUGUUUCUCUAUAUUUUGAGAGAUUGGAAUGAAUCCAAUAAAAAUUGUUGCAUUCGUUUUUUGUGGAAUGACUAUGGUCUGGCUUUUAAUGCAAAUUGCAUUAUUCAACACUUGUUUGCAUGAGAAGUACACUUCUAGUAAUGUUCCGGAUUUGUGCCAAAGAGAACAGGAUUGCCUUUGAUCCCAUCUAGUCUGGAUAAAUGAGGUUGUAUUGUACAUACAUGUAAGGAUCGCUAUGAACCCCACCUCCCAGAAGGAAAUUUCUAGUUGUGCAAGAAAACCUCAAAUGAUCUCAUGAAAAGUGUGCUUGAUGUGUUGAAGGGAGAGCCACAGUGUACCAAACUUCUUACAGUUGUGCAGGAGACUAUUGUUUUGAAUGAAAAAAAGCCAAAAAUAUACGUAAUUACUCCAACAUAUGCAAGACCAGUUCAAAAGGCAGAAUUAACUAGAUUAUCACAUACUCUAUUACUUGUACCUAAUAUUCAUUGGAUUGUUGUGGAAGAUUCUGUAAAUAAAACAGCUUUAGUGGUUAAUUUGUUGCAAAAGUCAAAAUUGUCAUAUACACAUUUGUAUACACCAACUCCAUUGCCUAUGAAAAUGUCAAAAGAUGAUCCCAGCUGGCUGAAACCUAAAGGUGUUUUGCAACGAAAUUUAGCCUUGAGUUGGCUGAGGAAACAUGCACUCUCUUCGGAAAAAGGGGUUGUAUAUUUUGCUGAUGAUGACAAUACUUAUGAUUUGGAUCUUUUCGAAGAAAUGAGGUAUACUGAAAGAGUUUCUGUAUGGCCUGUAGGACUUGUUGGUGGUCUAAUGGUUGAAAAGCCACUAGUAAAAAAUGGAAAAGUUACUGGUUGGAAUACUAUUUGGAAACCAAACAGGCCAUUUCCUCUUGACAUGGCAGGUUUUGCAGUAAAUGUUACUUUGUUACUGCAACAUCCAGAAGCAGCGUUUAGUCUAUCUGUUCCUCGAGGAUACCAAGAAAGUAAACUUCUGAAAGAUUUAGUUAAAAUUGAACAGCUUGAACCAAAAGCCAACAAUUGCACCAAGGUUCUAGUUUGGCAUACAAGAACAGAAUAUCCAAAAUUAAAGCAGGAAUGGAAAUUAAAAACACGAUCUGAUUUCGGCAUAGAAGUUUGAUGUGUUAAAGUCAUAGAAGUUGAAGUAUAUUAUGUACAUAAUUGUUAUAUUAUUAAAUUGUUUUGUUACAUAUGUCUAUUAAAUUUAUUCAGUUAAAUAUUGUAUUGAUGGCCUAGAAUGAGAACCUCAAAUCUUGUUUUUGCUUCUCUUAUUAAGUUUGAAUUUUUUGAGUUAUGUGGGUUAGAUCAUAUAUAUUUCUUUAUACCUCACUCAUGGGAG